Messenger RNA from Nanorana parkeri, 2088 nucleotides. Its product is annotated as follicle-stimulating hormone receptor-like. The record is from RefSeq and is a predicted model, not a curated record. Gene Ontology annotation, biological process: male gonad development; follicle-stimulating hormone signaling pathway. The transcript has 10 exons. Gene Ontology annotation, molecular function: protein binding; follicle-stimulating hormone receptor activity; G protein-coupled receptor activity. Gene Ontology annotation, cellular component: membrane. Bases 1 to 1965 code for a protein of 654 amino acids. NCBI's taxonomy places the organism in Eukaryota, Metazoa, Chordata, Amphibia, Anura, Dicroglossidae.
AUGGUGCUGGGUCUGCAGUAUGACAAAAAGCUUCCAGUUAUUUUUAUACGGAGUAGAAUCGUCUACACAAAAAUCACGGUUAUCCCAAAUGGUGUCUUCUCUGGGUUUGAAGAACUUACAAAUAUAGAGAUAUCUGAAAAUUAUGACUUGAAAUCAAUAGAGGCCAACGUAUUCUCAAACAACCCUCAAUUGCAGGAAAUAAGAAUUGAAAAAGCAAACAGCCUUGAACAUAUUGACCAAAAUGCUUUCUGGAACCUUCCAAUGCUGAAAUAUUUGUUUAUAUACAACACCGGAAUACAUAUUAUCCCCGCGGUUUCCAGGAUACAGUCUCUCGAAAUAGUAUUUCUAGAUAUUCAAGACAAUAUCAAUAUAAAGAAGAUUAAGAAAAAUGCAUUUUCUGGACUGAGUGAUGAAAGUGUGCGAUUAUGGCUUGUGCAGAACGAUAUAGAAGAAAUAGAGAACUAUGCCUUCAACGGAACAAAUUUACAUGAAUUAGUCCUCAGUGGCAAUCAGAAACUAACAACAUUACCCGAUCUUGUUUUCCAUGGAGCCAGUGGACCUGAAGUGCUGGAUAUUUCAAAAACCCAGAUCAGUUCUCUGCCCAGCCAUGGCCUGGAACAUUUAAAGAAACUUAUUGCUACUCAUGCUUAUAACUUGAAGAAGCUGCCCCCUUUGGAAAGGCUGUCUGAUCUUAUUGAAGCCAAUCUUACAUAUCCAAGCCACUGCUGUGCUUUUGAAAACUUGAAGAAACAGAAAAGCAUGGAUUUGCAUCCUUUCUGCAAUAAAAGCAGUUAUUUUCUGAAUGGAGAUUCAAAGCCUAUCAACCAAAGAUCAGCACAGGUGGAUAACCAGAUGAGCAGCAGCCUAGGCUUCGAGAAUGAUGACCUUGACUACUAUUUCUGUCUUGAUCUGCGGAACGUCGUGUGUUUCCCAAAACCGGAUGAAUUCAACCCAUGUGAAGACAUCAUGGGCUAUGACUUUCUCCGAAUCUUGAUUUGGUGUAUCAGCAUUCUGGCCAUAAGUGGGAAUGCAGUGGUGCUCAUAAUAUUAACAACCAGCAAGUCCAAAUUCAAUGUCCCCAAGUUUCUAAUGUGCAAUCUGGCCUUUGCAGACUUCUGCAUGGGCAUCUACCUUCUGCUAAUUGCCUCUGUGGACAUCAAAACAAAAAGCCAAUAUUAUAACUAUGCAAUUGAAUGGCAGACGGGAGCGGGCUGUCACGCAGCAGGAUUUUUUACUGUCUUUGCCAGCGAACUGUCGGUCUACACGUUGACGGCCAUUACCCUGGAGAGGUGGCAUACCAUAACCUAUGCAAUGCAGCUCCAACGUAAAGUCCGGUUAUGGCAUGCUUUCAUCAUAAUGAUUUCAGGUUGGAUCUUUGCAAUUGUAGUGGCCCUGUUGCCCAUUGUUGGCAUAAGCAGCUACAUGAAAGUUAGCAUUUGUUUACCGAUGGACAUUGAAUCUUUACCUUCACAGGCGUAUAUAAUAUUUCUCCUGGUGCUUAAUGUUUUGGCUUUUGUGGCUAUCUGUAUUUGCUAUGCACAUAUAUAUAUCACUGUACGCAAUCCCGAUAUUGUCUCCUCCCACAGCGACACAAAAACAGCCAUAAGAAUGGCGGUUCUAAUAUUUACCAAUUUUUUGUGUACUGCACCCAUUUCAUUCUUUGCCAUCUCUGCAUCCCUCAAGGUCCCCUUAAUAACAGUAUCCAAUUCCAAGAUCCUGUUAGUCCUGUUUUAUCCAAUUAAUUCCUGUGCCAAUCCAUUUCUAUACGCCUUUUUCACUAAGGCUUUUCGAAAAGACUUUUACAUUUUGAUGAGCAAACUUGGCUGCUGCAAGUCACAGGCUCUCAGUAUGAGGACAGAAACCUCUUCGUCAAUUCUCAAUUCACGGAAUGGGCACUACGCUCCUGGGCAAAAAAACCGCUCUGGCUCAGUGUACACGUUAGUCACACUAAAUCACCAAAACUGAAACAGAAUUGGAAUUAUUUUUUAAUACAUCUAAAAACAAUGGCCAAGAAGCCAUAGCAACCAGAAAUCAGUCAUUGCCCUAAGGUGAUGAAAAGUUAAAUCCAAUUUCUGCUAUAGCUUUCUG